This is a messenger RNA of Schistosoma haematobium, 7882 nucleotides long. Its product is annotated as Type II inositol 1,4,5-trisphosphate 5-phosphatase, variant 2. Gene Ontology annotation, biological process: phosphatidylinositol dephosphorylation. Bases 1103 to 2809 code for a protein of 568 amino acids. The transcript has 13 exons. NCBI's taxonomy places the organism in Eukaryota, Metazoa, Platyhelminthes, Trematoda, Strigeidida, Schistosomatidae. Gene Ontology annotation, molecular function: phosphatidylinositol-4,5-bisphosphate 5-phosphatase activity. The record is from RefSeq and is a predicted model, not a curated record.
GAGUACCUUUAAUUUAAAUGCACGCUAUUAGAGAUAUAAGCUUAUUAUCGACGAUUUAGAACCACAACUUGACAAAGAGAAGCAUGAGAAAAUGAAUCUAGCAGUUUAUACACGUUCAUCGAGAUAUUGGAUAUUGAAGAUGUUGAGGAAAUUUAAUAGAGUAACGACUUAACGUGUACAAUCUUGGGAUUGAUCUUUAAGUGAACCUAAUGGCUUUUGGAAGUACCUUAUCAUGCACUGUGCAAAAGUAUUUAAAUCUGCAUUCAUUUAGUGCACCUGAACCGUUUUCUAAUCGCAAUAAGUCAGAGAGGAGUCAUCAAGUUAUCAGUGAUAAGUUAUCUCUAAAGAAUUGCAAAUUGGAAGAAUCAGAAGACUUGUGCAACGUCGCGUUCCCUGUCUAUAUUAACGAAUACGGAAAACAUCUGAAUUUUAUUACAUCCGUUAUUCAAAAUCAACCUUCUAAGCAAAGCGCGUAUGUCUGAAUAUGUCCAGACAAUAACCCCUCUCAAAGUGACUUUUAAAAGAAUCUCUUUGUUUACUUUUUUUCAUAAUUUCUAUUUCAGACCAAGAUGAACCUGAUGUAAUAUCCUAUUUUAUUUUGACUAAAUGCUUUAAACAUAGAUACUUAGAGGAAUCCGUCUUGAUGAGACUGUUUUCAGCCUUACUACUCAAAUGAGAGAUUAAUUUGGCCUUAUAGUAUUUCAUCAACAUAUUAUUCUUCUACAGAAAUAAUCAUGUUCCAAAAACCAGAAUCGCCAAUUAAAACUUAGGAAAUAAAUUGUUUUUAAAACAUUUUCAUAUUCAUUCGAUUACAAAAUUCAGACUUGAAUCAAACAGGUCUGAUAUUACGUGAUAUAAUUCUGUUGAACGAUGAAUUCAGUUGUGAGAUGAACCUGAUCAUAUUUAUGUAACUGGUAGACGAUGGUUAUUCAAUCAUAAUCAUCAAAAUAAUUUAUUAAUACAUGAAAAUUUGAAUCCUAUAAAUAAAAGUCAACAUAAUGUAUCAUUAAAGAAUAAUCAUAAUCAUAAUAAUAUAAGUUAUGAUAAAGAAUCUAUUUUGAUUGGUCAUAUAGAUUCAUUAAAACAUUUUAAUGAUAAUCAAAUGAAAGUAGAGAAUGGGAAAUCACAAUGUCGUAUAAAUAAUACUUAUGGAUCAUCACAAUUUACAAGUUUAUUAUUGGAAUUUUUCAAUAUUGAUGAUACAUUAGAAUUUUAUGAAUUGCUUAUUCAAUAUUCUAUAAAACAAUCAAAUUGUUUAUCUGUACCAGAAUUAAAAAUUAUGUCAAAGAAUCAAAUACAUUUCUAUUUAAAUGAUGAUAUAAUAUCAUUAUCUAAUAAUUCACAACAACAAUUUAAUUGGUUAAAUAAAUAUCGAGACAAAGAUUCAUUCGAAUUGGCUCCAAACUUACAGGAUUCUAGCAGUUUACUUGUUUCUGAUUCAAGUAGUAUCAAUGAAAAUAGAUAUGAUUAUUUGAAACCUGUAUCUACAUGUGUUAAAACAAAUAGUUGUCCAAGUUUAGACAAUUCUAAAUUAUCUGCUCAAAGCAAAUAUACUAAAGUAAAGAGAAAAGUGUCUAAACGAAUAGUUAAAAUACGUCGUUGUCAAUCUUCUGUAUCCCCGCCGUCAAUAAAAAAACUGGAGUCAAAGCCUCCAAAACCGAUGAAAAAGAAUUCAUUAGCUGUAUCACAAAACAAUUUGAAUUACUCCUCAGACAGUUUAGCAGAAACAGGUUUGACUUCACCACAUAGUUUUUCCGAUCUGAGUUUCACAAAUGAUUCAUGGAAUAAAUGUAGAUAUACUAAACCAAAGAAUAAUAUUCUAUCGAAUUCAACUAUUAAUUAUCCUAAAAACAGAAAGAUUAGUAUAUUUAUUGGAACAUGGAAUGUGAAUGGUCGUAAUGGUAGUAAUUUAAAUUUAGAUGACUGGCUUAUACCUCCUGAAGGUCAACCACCAGCUGAUAUGUAUGUUCUUGGAUUACAAGAAUUGGAUUUAAGACUUAAAGUAAUUACUCUCAAUAAGACUAGUUCAUCAGGACCAGAGGAUUUAUGGAUUCAACAAAUAGAAGAAGCGUUAGGUGGUUUAUUGAAACCACCUAGUUCUAAGUGUAAUGUAGUAUGUCAAAAUGAAACUGAAUCAACUAAAAGUUUUGCAGCUCAUUGGUUUCAGUACACCGGCGGAGGCUAUAUACUCAUUAGACGUGUUCGUCUAGCUGGUAUCAUGAUGAUUGUGUAUAUCUCAGCCAAAUUAUCCAUUCAUUUACGUCAUGAUGAAAUCUCUCAACAUAUUGUUCCAACUGGUGUUUUAAAUGUAAUGGGUAAUAAAGGUGGUGUAUGUCUUAGACUAACUAUAUUUAAUACUUCAUUAUGUUUUGUAAAUUGUCAUUUGGCUGCUGGCAAAGAAAAAAUUGAUCGUCGUUAUCAAGAUUUCAAAGAAAUUGUACGUAAAAUGUCAUUAUUAUUCCCCAUAAAUCCAAAGCGUUUUCCAUUUCCUACGAAAAAAUCUUAUUUUUCAAUCCAUGAUGUAAUUUUUGUAUUUGGAGAUUUGAAUUAUCGAAUAACCGGUUUGGAUUCAGAUAAUGUCAGGAGAUUAAUUCGGCAAAACCAUUACGUCAGUCUACUUAAGAAUGACGAGUUAUCAAAAGAAAUGAACAGUAGAAAGAUAUUUCAGGGUUUUCGAGAACAUAAAAUUACUUUCCCGCCAACAUAUAAAUUCGAUAUUAAUUGUCAGACAUAUGAUUCAAGGUAUGUUCAGUGUUGUUUAACUGAGGAAGUUGAUAGGUUGAUAAAAAACCACGUCAAUCUUGUUUGAUUAGUUCUUUAUUUCACUGAAAUGAAAUGAUAUCAUCUUAAGAAAUUCGAAAUGUUACACGUUGCCCAAACAUAAUCUAUAACAGGGCUUCUACCUUUACUCAGUGGUCGAGCUUAUUCAUCAUGAUGACCCAAUGGAGUUAUAUUAUCUGAAACACUUGAUUUUUAGAUUCUAACAUAUCAAGUAGAUUGACUAAAAGCAGUAAACUUAUGGUCCGAGGAUGAAGUUGCACUACCUCCCGUAUUGGUGUGUGACGGAAGUAAGGUGUUUUCCUUAGACUGGUAAUAUCUGUAGUGAUAACGUAUCCCCACAGAUUAGGAUGGACUUUGCAAGGUUAAUCUUGAAAAUACCAUACUUCAAUUCACAAAUGGAUUUCUGUCACCAGAGAUUAGAACAUUUAAGUACGGAGCUAAUACCUAAAUAACUAUUAUUAAAGAGUUUAUGUGUGGUCGACCACCAACAGUUGUCUUUUGAUCUUUAUAGUCAAACGUUUUGGUCGCCAAGACCAUUACUAAUCCAGUUUCCUUUUCAGAUAUCUCAAAAACGUUCAUUACACCGUUUGGGCAGACAAGAAGUGGCAAUCACCCACGCAACUCUUGAAAUGCCUAUAUCACUUUGUUUUCAGUUAUAACAAAUUAUAGAAUUAACAUAAACGAAUAUUGGAUAAACAAACUGUUUUCCUGGACAAACAUUUUUUCUUAGUUUGUGAAAUGUACACAGUAUACACCUGUUACUCCACGUAGAAACGAAAUCUUGGCUUUCACCGCUUAAAUUGAACCAUUUCAACAAAAUAACUCUUCAUUCACUAAUUAACUAACUUCAAUGCGGACUUCGACAUUCUCAUGAGAAACCACAAUCAGUGAAGUUUAACGAUUACAAGAAUGAAACAAUACAUAUUAUGAUAAACCAAUUCGAGUUAGAAAUAUAGGUCAUUUGAUAAAACUUUGGUUUAAAAGUAACCUUUUGUUAAAAACUUAAUGAUCCUGAGUUGUAAGUUCUCACUAAUAAUAGUUCCUGAUCAGGACAAAGCUUAAGUUUAGUUCUUUCCGAUUUUUAUUAAUUAUCUCGGUAAUGUAAGAGCAUUAAUGAAUUAGCAUGAAUAACCAAUAAUGUAACCAAAUAAAAAAACGGAUCAUUCAGAAUCACAAAUGCAAACCUUUGUUUUAAAGCCAUUUUAGGAAGUCAUGAAUAAGAAGUUUUUUUCCAUUAAUAUUUGUUAAGUAAUUAUUUUAGCCUUGAAUCAGCUCAUUGGAACAAUCUCAGUAAAAUUCAUCGAUUUAAUUUGUAUUUAUAUUUUUUUAAACAGUAAGAAGAUUUCAAAUAAUUCAUACAUUUAAUAGGCCUCAUAUAUAAAUAAUGAUAUUUCAGGUAUUUAUAUUGUCUAAAGUCCCGAGUUCGGGAUCAUGGAUGAGUAUUGGUGUGGAGUCCCCUGUUAAGACGAAACAACCAUCCAGUACUUCCAGGUUUUCAGUGGUGGUCUAGCUUACACCAACUCAUGAAUUUAACUGUUACAAAGUAAAUCAGUUGAAAAGUGAUAAUGUACAAUUUCGUGAUAUUUGAAUGAAAACAGUGUUUAUUAGUUUAACUUCAAUUAUCUAUUAACAUUUACUUAUGAAAGUCACUAAUAAAAUGAAUGUUUUAAGAGUGAACUUGUCUCCUAAUUAUUCAAAAGAUGAAUAAAAAGUAAAGAAAUGUUUCUUUGAAAUUUUUUCUUGAAAUUCGGGUGAGACUAUAUAUUAUGAAUGACAUUUAAGAAACACUAACAUGACCUUGGGAAUGGCCAUCUACUUAUUAGGGUUAAAUCAGAGUUUUAAAUUAGUGUGAAGAAUCGAGAUUACAAUAUAAAGUUGGAUGUUGGGGCUAGGAAUUCUAUUUAGUGUUUUCAUCACGAAGUGAUAUCAUUUAUAAUGUCAAAGUGUUAUUUGGCCAAAUUAAUGAAUGGAUUUUGUGCCAAGAUCCAAGACCUGCUCUCUGAAAUCUGAUUGAUUCGUCUAUAAAGUAUAAUGUUGCAGAGAUCUGUUGAGAAUAUUUCAUAUGCAUAGUUCUGUAUUAUCAUUUUGAAGAGAUCAAGAGCAAAGAUUCUAGCAGAAUAAUAUGAAUUCAUUUUAUUUCGUUUGGUUCUUGGCAGAUGCUUUACAACCUAUGAUAUUUAAAAAUCAUAAUUAUAAAAUAGGUUGAAAUUGCUUAUAUGAAAGAGUUUAGUUGGAAGUUAUUUUGAAUAUACAUUAGUAUAUUAUAGGCAAGGGUGUAAAUAAAUUUAAUAAGCUGAAUAAAAUAUUGUAAAUAUAAUCCUUCUUAUGUAAAAGAACAUUCUACAACAUGAAUUAUAACAAGAGUUCAAAAGUCUAUAAAUAAAUGUCAUUUCAUAGAUUUCGAUUACCUUCUAAAUUACAAAAAACCUAAUUAGUGUAGCGUGUAUUAUAAAUGUUUAUGGAGAAUACAAGUUGAUGGAGAAAAAUUGUAACUCAGGUGGAUGAUUUUGAUGGAGUUUGGUUCUCUGAGCUGAAUGGUUUGGUUCUGAAGCUUUCAUCGUUCCUCUGAACGAGAUCAUCAGCACAAACUUCGAAUAGAAAUGAAGUGUUCUAUCUGAAAUUUGUGCUGAUGAUGUCGUUCAGAAGAACGAUGAAAGCUCCACGAUCAAAACAUUCAGCUAACAGAACAAAACUCUAUCAAAAGACAAGUUGAUGUUAUAAUAUCAAUGAGUACUUCAAUAUGAGGAUUUACUCGUGAAUAUAAUUUCAAACAGUUACAAGCUACAAUUAAAAUACGUCUAGAAUAUAUAUAUAUGUAUUUCAACACUCGAUCAUAUUAAAUCGUGAAAAAUCUCAUUCGAGAAACAAAUAUCUUUUAUACUUCUUUUUUUAAUGAUUGAUUUAAAUAACUUAUUCAUACAAAGUCAUUUUUGCAUUUCCGUCAGUGAAAAAUAUCGUAUUCCUGCCUAUUGUGAUCGAAUUAUUUGGUUUGGUCGAGGUUGUACACCAAUUGUUUACAGAUCACAUCCAAAUUAUAUAUGUAGUGACCAUAAACCUAUAUCAGGUUAUUUCUUAGUUGAAAUAUAUUAGGUAUGUAUUUCAACGUUGACAUUAAAAAACUGUUUUGCAGUGAGUUGUUGUUUCUUUUUUGUUUUGGUUUGUUUGUUUGUUUUUUCUUCUUCUAAAAAUGCACUUUACAUUGAUGAUAUUAAAAACUAAAAAAAAAAAAAGAAAACAAUAUUUGGAAUUUUUUAUUUUUUUAUUUUUCAUAUGAGAAUUGAUUUUCACCAAAUGAAACUUGCUACCUAUUUAUUUAUCCUUCGAUGUAACUUUUCGAGUUGUGUUUUGUUUCUGUCUCUCUCCCCCCACUGUCUCUCUCUCCUUAUUUUCUCUUCCGUUCUAGAUCAGAUCAUGUAGUCAAGAUCUCAUAUACAAUAUUAAAUUAUUGUGAUUUUUAACUUGUUACCUUUUUUGACUGAUAUAUUCUUUCUCUUUGAUUAAAAUAUGAAAAAAAAGACAGAAAGAGAAAGAGGGAGAAAGAAAGAAAGAAAGAAAAUUAGAAACGAUGUUAAUAAUUUGAUUAAAUGUAACUAUAGAAAUUGUUUAUGAGAAGAAAAAUCUUUAAUUAGUUAAUCAAAUUUGUACAUCAUUAUUUUAUAAAUUGUUUCUUAUUGAUAAAUAUGUCUUUAUUGACUGAAAUAAAAACUAACUUCAUAUCUUGGUGACAGAAUGGGGCAAUAAAUAUAAUUGGUGAUUACACCUUAUUAAGUGCUGUAAGGAUUGAUUAAUGUAAAGUUUCAUAUCAUAAAUUAAUUUAAUCUAAACAAUCAUUAGAAAUCAGAGUGUACUGGAUAGAAGUUUCAAUUUAAUAGAUGACUUAUUAUUGGUGGGUAUUCACAAUUACAUCAGGAAUUAAACACAAGAGUUUAAGAAUUCACAGUGAGAGGAUAACCUUAAAAUUACUGAAUUUAAGGUAACAUCAAAUUUGUUUCAUUUCUAUUUAAGAUAUAUUUUUUACAAUAUAAAUAUGGUAUUUAUGUAAAAGGACUCUGUUCUUUUGAUAACUAUUUAACUUAUUUUUUACUCUAUGUUCAUUAAGAAUCUGGUUUCCACGGGUCAAUGUCAUUCAGCCACUUUAUUCUGCUCAAGAUAAACAGUUAUUUCGAAAGUUACACAGUUUAAACAAUAAUUACUGUUUUCAUAUUCGAUAUAUUAAAAUAACAUUAAUCGGUAAUUAAAAAUAUACGAAAUGGUAACUGUGUGACGUAAUACAGAAAUUAAUCAGAAGUAAGAUUCAAGAGCCUUAUUAUUCAGUGUAUUCACUAUAUAUAUUAAUGUACAUUAAUAAAGCAGGAUAUUUCAAAAGAGUAUUGCGAGACCAAUAUUUGGUGUAAUGAUCAUGAAAAAUAUCUUAGGAGGAUGACACAACACUGAAAUAUAGGCACACACAAUAUAUUUCGUAUUAGACUCUUUGUGUCAAGUUCUAUACCAUAUAAUUAAGCACAUCAAAUUAUUCCAGUUUUGUAUUUCAUCACUGUAGUCAAAUAAGUAAUUACAAAUAGGGUAACACUGACUUAUCUUUCUCAAACUACGGUAAAACCACAUUUUACAAACAAUUAAUAACAUUUUAAAGUAUUCACUUGUUGUUUUACUUGUAUCUUCUCAUUGUUAUUUAGGACUGCGAUUGAUCAGUCUCAUGUUAUAUAUAUAUAUAUAUACCGUGCGGAUAGCCAUGAUAUAGCUUUAAGUCAUAAGCUUUUAAAUCAAAGAUGGAUAGUGGUUAGGACGAAACGCGCGUCCUGGAUUCCAUUUUGAAGUAUUGUUUCAUGAAUCUCCUAGAAUUCCACACAAUUUUAUAACACUGUGAAGAAACUGUUUCCUUUUAGACGUACACAUUUAUUGUGUGUAAAAUGACUUUUAUUUGUUAUAGUUAUAAAAAUAAAAUUUAUCAACUCCCUUUUCACUUUAUAUAAUUAAUAUGAAAUGUAGUUUUGAUUAACAUCAGAUGGGUUUUGUGGAUAUUAUAGUAAUUUCAAUGGUUAAGAUCAUGAGUCAUUUGAAGUCAGACCACCAUUGAAAACCCGGAAGCACUGGACAACCG